GGAGCAGUCCGGGGCUGCACAGAUACUGCUGGGACCCACUGCUUCUGUUCCGUGCCCGGCAUGGGAUUGCUGGAGCUUUGUGAAGAAGUGUUCGGCACCGCCGACCUUUACCGGGUGCUGGGUGUGAGGCGCGAGGCCUCGGAUGGCGAGGUCCGGCGCGGCUACCAUAGGGUGUCCCUACAGGUGCACCCAGACCGGGUGGGAGAAGGCGACAAGGAGGACGCCACCCGCCGCUUCCAGAUCCUCGGGAAAGUCUAUUCGGUUCUAAGUGAUAAAGAGCAGAGAGCAGUAUACGAUGAGCAGGGAACCGUGGACGAGGACUCUGCUGUGCUCAACGAAGAUCGGGACUGGGAGGCAUAUUGGAGGUUACUCUUUAAAAAGAUAUCUCUAGAGGACAUUCAGGCUUUUGAAAAGACAUACAAAGGUUCUGAAGAAGAGUUGGCUGAUAUUAAACAGGCCUACCUGGACUUCAAGGGUGACAUGGAUCAGAUCAUGGAGUCUGUGCUGUGUGUGCAGUACACAGAGGAACCGAGAAUAAGGAACAUCAUUCAGCAAGCCAUUGACGCGGGAGAAGUCCCAUCCUAUAAAGCCUUUGUCAAAGAAUCGAAGCAAAAGAUGAAUGCAAGGAAAAGGAGGGCUCAAGAGGAGGCUAAAGAAGCAGAAAUGACCAGGAAGGAGUUGGGGCUUGAUGAAGGGGUGGAUGGCUUGAAAGCGGCCAUCCAGAGCAGACAAAAGGAUCGGCAAAAAGAAAUGGACAAUUUUCUGGCUCAGAUGGAAGCAAAGUAUUGCAAACCUUCCAAAGGAGGAGGGAAAAAAACAUCUCUCAAGAAAGAAAAGAAAUAAUGGAAUUUUUCUCUUCAGAGGUCCUUAGGACCUAAUUGGUACCUUUGUAAAGAUGCGGUCAAGAUUUGAAGACACCAGUCAACCCAAGAGAACUUGUCUUUCUAGCCUAAGUUGUCAGAU
This is a messenger RNA of Orycteropus afer afer, 963 nucleotides long. It is a transcript of the gene DNAJC9, whose product is annotated as DnaJ heat shock protein family (Hsp40) member C9. The record is from RefSeq and is a predicted model, not a curated record. Lineage: Eukaryota; Metazoa; Chordata; Mammalia; Tubulidentata; Orycteropodidae. Gene Ontology annotation, molecular function: heat shock protein binding. Gene Ontology annotation, cellular component: cytoplasm; nucleus.